AUGACUCAGCAGCAGGAUGUGGACCGAUCUGCUUCUGCUUUGAUAACCCUGCUCUUUAAAUACUGGCACAGUCAAAAGUACGAGCGGGAGUGGCGUGACGACCACGACGAGGUGUCCAGCGUGAAGAGCGAGGGAGCACCUUUCCGAGGAGGGUUCAGAGGUCGAGGACGUGGAAGAGGGAGAGGCCGGGGGAGAGGCAGAGGAAGAGGCCACUAUGACCACCAUUACGGCUACAAGUCCUACGACAUGAAAGACGGUUCCUGCGGCCAGAAGUUUGGCAACACGGUGACCUACUACUACGACAACAUGAGCAGCAACGACCUUUUCUCCGUGGACCACGACCAUCUGAAGGACUACAUCAAGAGGCAGAUUGAGUACUACUUCAGCCUGGACAACCUGGAGCGGGACUUCUUCCUGCGGAGGAAGAUGGACCAGGAGGGCUUCCUGCCCCUCAGCCUCGUCGCCAGCUUCCACCGAGUGCAGGCCCUCACCACCGACGUGAACCUCAUCUUGGAAGUAAGCACAUUUAUCACAGUACAGUGA
Molecule: messenger RNA, 543 nt
Organism: Notothenia coriiceps (black rockcod)
Lineage: Eukaryota; Metazoa; Chordata; Actinopteri; Perciformes; Nototheniidae
Product: la-related protein 1-like
Exons: 4
Coding region: 1-543 (180 amino acids)
Biological process (GO): positive regulation of translation
Cellular component (GO): cytosol; cytoplasmic stress granule
Molecular function (GO): RNA binding
Source: RefSeq, a predicted model, not a curated record